Paramecium sonneborni is the source of this 377-nucleotide messenger RNA. Lineage: Eukaryota; Ciliophora; Oligohymenophorea; Peniculida; Parameciidae. The record is from the annotation of a GenBank genome assembly.
UAUUUAUAUAUUUGUUAGUAAUGGUAAGAUGUAUAUAGCUACCUAUAAAAAGUGAAUAAGAAUAGAUUGAAGCAUUAGAAUUAAUGUCAAAAGAUACAUUGUCAGAACAGUAAAUAAAAAAAGGUCAAACAAAUUAAGUGUUCUUUUUAGAGAUAGCAGAUUAUUUAGAAGGAACCUCAUUUUUUAAUCUUUUAGGUAUAAUAUAAAGAAAAUUAGAUCUUAAAAAUAAGGAUAAUUAAUCAAAGAGAAUAAUAAUUGCAACAGUGCUGUCCAUCCUUUUAAUUAUCAUAUUUUGUAUUGUAAUCUAAUUUAUUCUAAAUUUAUCAAAAAAAUGUAAGAUUAAGCUGAGUAAAGAGAGCAUACCGAUACCAGCAUGA